Molecule: messenger RNA, 1493 nt
Organism: Andrographis paniculata
Lineage: Eukaryota; Viridiplantae; Streptophyta; Magnoliopsida; Lamiales; Acanthaceae
Product: protein MIZU-KUSSEI 1-like
Exons: 1
Coding region: 418-1275 (285 amino acids)
Biological process (GO): hydrotropism
Source: RefSeq, a predicted model, not a curated record
GUGGUGUCUUUUUUAGGAAUUAAUCUGUUUUAUUUUCCCACAGAUGGUUUUCGAUGAUCCAUUUAUUCAUUCAUUCAUCGAUCUCUCAUUAUCAUUACAACUCCCUCAGCAAAUCAGCAGCCCCCACCAAAUUAAAGUCAAGAACAAUUCCCUGUCUGAAUCCUCUGAAUUCCCCCCUUUUCUUUUGUUUCGUUUCUCACUCCAAAAUCUGAAUCUGAAAUCUCACCCGUUUGUGGCCUUCCUCUGUCGAAUUGCUGUCUCCAUUCUUCUCUGCAUCCCUCGUUUCUGCAAAAAUUUUUGCUUCCUGACCCACUUUGGUGGGACAAUCUCAAUCCGAGAGGGGAUUAUUAAUUCGAUCGAGGGUUUCCAUUAAUUUCAUUACAAGAAAAAAGAAAGAAAGAAAAAAGGAAACUCGAUAUGAAGACAAUAAUGGCGAGAAGCCCACACGAUUCGUUUUCAUUUUCAUUUUCUCGGAGGUACUUUAACUGGAAGAAGAAAUUUUCCGAGGAGGAAGAGGAAGAAGAAGAAGAAGAAGAGGAAGCUGAAAGAGAAAUCCCGGCCGUUGAUCCGUCGAGAUCUCAAGAUCAAAGGGGGAGGAAAUCUCAGCCGUCGAAAUUCCCGCUGCAGCACUCUCUGUCGGCGCCGCGCCCGGCGUCGAGAACUCCGAGGAAGUACAAGAUCUCAGCGAUGGCCGUGUCCAAGCUGAAGUCGGCCCUGGCGGUGGCCCGGGCCCGGGCCCGGGCCCGAUUCUCGUCGGGGCUGGGGUCGAAGGUUGUCGGGACCCUGUUCGGACAGAGGGGCGGGAAUGUCCAUUUCGCGUUCCAGGAGGAUUUUAAGCAGAGCCCGGCCUUCCUGGUCCAGCUGGCGACGCCAACGAGCGCGCUUGUCCGGGAAAUGGCGUCGGGGCUCGUACGGAUCGCGCUGGAAUGCGACAAGGUUAAGGUGGAGAAAAAUUCGGGGGCGGGAGUGAAGCUCCUGGAGGAGCCGUUGUGGAGGGCGUACUGCAACGGGAAGAAGUGUGGGUAUGCGACGAGGCGGGAGUGCGGGGUCCAGGAGUGGAAGGUCCUGAAGUGUGUGGGGCCGAUAACGAUGGGAGCUGGGGUCCUGCCCGGGGAAGAAGGUGAAAUAAUGUAUAUGAGGGCUAAGUUUGAGAGAGUUGUGGGCAGCAGAGAUUCAGAGGCUUUCUACAUGAUGAAUCCCGACAAUGCAGCCAAUAUCACUUCCACUAAUUGCAAUGGAGCCCCUGAACUUAGCAUUUAUUUGCUUAGACUUUAAUUUUAGUUUCUUUUAUUAUUAUUAAUAUUAUAAUUACAAUCAAUCCUCAAACAACAUUGGUGUAUGUAUGUAUGUAAUGUUCUUGAGUAAGUCAAUGCUGGUUUUUGGAUUUGGAAAGGUGGCGGUAUAUAUAUAUAUAUAUAUAUGUGUGUAUGCAAAUGAGAAAGAUAUUGUUGUAAUAAUUGUAUCCUCGUGUUAGGUAAUAUAGUUUCUUUGUU